Harmonia axyridis is the source of this 521-nucleotide messenger RNA. RefSeq lists its product as uncharacterized. The transcript is spliced from 4 exons. Lineage: Eukaryota; Metazoa; Arthropoda; Insecta; Coleoptera; Coccinellidae. Bases 196 to 501 code for a protein of 101 amino acids. The record is from RefSeq and is a predicted model, not a curated record.
ACACCAUGUAUAGUGUAUAUAUCAGAUUGAAGUGAAAAUUUCUCCUCUAUCUCUAUUUUUCUCCUUAAAGAUUCCCACCUACAACAACUAAACCGUUUGAUAACUGUUCACGAGCAAAUUUAUUUAUGUGUCAACUCCAUUAAUAAGUUCUUCGAUUAUCCAAUCCUGCUCAUACUGAUCAAUUUCAUCUUUGAAAUGCUAAUAAACCCUUGGAUUCUAAUAGCAAGAGAGCCAACCAUAAUUAUGGACCAAUGGAUGUUGGUCAUAUGGAUGACAUUAAGAACCUCACAACUGUUUCUUUUGAUAGAACCAAUUCAUGGAGUACUUUCUGAGCAUGCAAAAACGAAAUUCUUGAUUAUUCAACUGAUGAAACAAGCCAAAGAUGGACAGUUGAGGAAACAGACUGAACUGUUUACUACGCAAUACCAAAUGUGGAACAUAGAAUUCAAUUCUGUGGAUAUGAUACCCCUUCAAAGGACAAUCUAUGCUGCAGUAAGUUAACAACAAUAAGAACUAUUUUU